ACACAGUCGUUGAUUAGCGCUCGUCGCGUCGAGUUCGCAGUCGCAGUCGCAGUUGAAUUCCACAGAGUCGAAGACGUCAAUCGUUCGUACUUUAAGUCAAACGUCGGUUGAGUGUUACACCCAAAAGUGUGUUUGCCAAGUGUCAGAAGCAAAGAAAAGAACGCAUUGCAUAAGAAAGCAAUUAGAAGCAAAUAAGUCGCGUGCGCAGACAAAGCAUGUCCAGUGCACAAGUGUCACAGCCGCCGCCGCCCACAACGCAGCAGCCGUCGCAGCAGCCCCAACAACAACAACAGCAGGCGCCACAUAUUAGCCAGCUGCUCAUCAGUCACAUUGCAGCCGCACAGCAUCAACAAAGCCGUGCCACAACAACAACGCCACCAGUUGCCAACGAUUACGAUCAGAGUAGCAACAACUCGACGUUGUCGCCUUCGCCACGAUCGAGUGGCAGCCACAGUCCAGCGGCAGCAGCAGCCGCUGCAAGUCCCACACACUCCUCGGCAACCACAGGAUCACCGCACAGCGCCUACGCCCCAACACACAGUCCAGCUGCAGCUCAAGAGGCAGUUAUCCAAGAGCAACAAGCUCUUCAACAUCACCAGUUGCAAUCGCAAUCGCAGUCACAUCUUGCAACAGGCAUGCCGCUGCUUGUGGCACCCAUUCCCAUGGGUCCAGUUGGUGCACCGCCAACGCAUCAUCCACACGCUGCACCGCCACAUCCGCGUCUCUAUGUAGAAGGCGGCUUUGCCCCCCAUCAUAUGCCACAUUCCGCUCUAGUCAACGGCGCUUAUCCGCUGCCCCGUUUGCCACUUGCCGCCGUCAUGUUGCCCGCCAAUGCGCCACAAGCUGCACCAGCCACAGCUGCCGUUCCGCCUCCUCCGCUGCCCGUUCCCAUUCCCGUGUCCAGCUGCUCGCCUCCCUCGACGGGCACCGCGUUGCAACAAGCGCAGAGUCAGCCAAAGAAAUCGUUUUGCAUCGAUGCGCUGCUCGCCAAGAAUCAACAUCAGCAGUCAGCCAGCGAAAGACAACCUGCAGCGGCUGCUGUCGACAUGAUUGUCGAUGAUCAUCGCUUGGCCGCCUUGCAUUAUGCCCGCGAUCAGGCGGAACUCAAUCACGCCUUCGUUGCUGCCUCGAAUGCGGCUGCCGCAGCCGCUGCCGCCGGCAUCAGCGAUCAUGAGGCUCUGCAGCGGAUACGCGAGUCGCGGGAAUACGAUUCACCCAGUCCCGACGGCAUGUCCAGAUCUGAAUCUCCCAGCUCAUCGCAUCGCUCCAGUCCGCCUAUCAGCCCCGGCUGCGAAGAUCAACAGCCGCUGCCCGCGCAUCAUCAUCACGCCCAGCAUCUGGGCAUGCGAAUGUCCGAUCUACACGAUGAGUUCAAGAAACCCGUGCCACCACACAGUCCGAUCAGACCGCAGGACUUUCCUCUCUAUGCCGGCGGACAUCCUUAUCAGCUGCUAGCGCAAGGUGGCUCUGCUUUCCAUCGGCCACUCGAUCCCUCUGGGAAACCCAUACCGAUCCCCAUGGGUCCCAAUUUCAUGCCUUCCCAGCUGCAGUUUGAGUUCCUGGCACGCGCUGGCAUGCUGCAUCAUCGCAUACCCGAGCUGGCCGCGUAUCCGCAUCAUGCAAUUCUGGGCAAGACGCGGCGUCCACGCACCGCGUUCACUUCACAGCAGCUGCUCGAGUUGGAGAAACAGUUCAAGCAGAACAAAUACUUGUCGCGACCCAAACGCUUUGAGGUUGCCAGUGGAUUGAUGCUUUCGGAGACGCAGGUUAAGAUCUGGUUUCAGAAUCGACGCAUGAAAUGGAAGCGCUCGAAGAAGGCACAACAAGAGGCCAAAGAACGUGCCAAGCAACAGCAGCAACAACAGCAACAGAGCAGCUCGAAUUCGAACUCAGCAUCGGGAAGUUAGUUUGUUGGGAAGCGAGGAGAGAGCUGAAACUGAAAAGCAUUUCUAGUCAACCACAUCGAACAACCGUCCACCUGGUGAGACACCCUGUAUGCGACACCC
Drosophila albomicans is the source of this 2006-nucleotide messenger RNA. It is a transcript of the gene exex, whose product is annotated as muscle segmentation homeobox. NCBI's taxonomy places the organism in Eukaryota, Metazoa, Arthropoda, Insecta, Diptera, Drosophilidae. Gene Ontology annotation, biological process: central nervous system development; regulation of DNA-templated transcription; neuron projection morphogenesis. The record is from RefSeq and is a predicted model, not a curated record. The coding region runs from base 216 to 1907 and encodes 563 amino acids. Gene Ontology annotation, molecular function: sequence-specific double-stranded DNA binding; DNA-binding transcription factor activity, RNA polymerase II-specific. The transcript has 3 exons. Gene Ontology annotation, cellular component: nucleus.